UUGUUUUUUCAUCAACCAGAACCAGGAGUUGGAGCAGGAUCAGGAUCAGGAUCAUUGUUGUCAAACUUUUUUUAUUUAUCCAACAAUUAAAAAACUGAGUUUUUUUAUUCGAUUGUUAUUUUUUGCGGGAUUUUAUAUCAGUUUAAAAAAAUUUGAAGUUUAUUUUUAAAUUUAAUUAUGUUUGAUUUCAUGUAGACAUCUUGGAAAAUGGUUUGUGAAAAGUGUGAAAAAAAACUCGGACGAAUAAUAACACCAGACCCAUGGAAAUUUGGAGCGCGCAAUACUGUGGAGAGUGGUGGCAGAAAAGUUGGAGAAAACAAGGCUUUGUCGGGUAACAAAACGCGGUUUAAUCCUUACACAGCUAAAUUUGAAACCUGUAGGAUAUGCAGGCAAAAAGUUCACCAAGUUGGGUCACAUUAUUGUCAAUCGUGCGCUUACAAAAAAAGUAUUUGUGCUAUGUGUGGUAAGAAAUUGAUGGACAAUAAAAAUUACAAGCAAUCUGCGACAUGAAUAAUUAAUCUGCUCAAAUAUUAUGAUCCUCAAGUUAGCAAACAAUUUUCAAAUUUGUUUUUUAACAAUUUAAUUCAAAAAAAAAAAAAAUAAAUAAUAUGCACAUGUAGAAAAUUUGAAAAGCUACAAGUGUAAUUUUCUGAAAUAUUUUGUUUGUAAAUGUAUCGUUUUUAAAAAAAAUUCAAAAAUUAUUAGACACCCGCAGAUGGCUGAUUUCAGUAUCAUUAAAUAUUAUUGUAAAAUAUAAUAAUUAUAGUUCAUAAUUAAUUAAUUAAUUAAUUUAAUGACAUUAUCAUAUGACGUAUCAAUGCGAAGUGAAAAUGAUAAAAUUUAUUUUGUUAUAUAAAUGGUAAUUACAAUGUAAUAACUAUUUACCGUAUAAUUAAAAACAAUGUACAAUAUUACAGGCUACAUUAUUUGAUAACAAUCGAUUAUUAUUAUCAAUUAUACUAUUAUUAUUAUUAUUAAUUAA
Molecule: messenger RNA, 982 nt
Organism: Microplitis demolitor
Lineage: Eukaryota; Metazoa; Arthropoda; Insecta; Hymenoptera; Braconidae
Product: cysteine-rich PDZ-binding protein
Exons: 2
Coding region: 208-510 (100 amino acids)
Biological process (GO): cytoplasmic microtubule organization
Cellular component (GO): dendrite
Molecular function (GO): PDZ domain binding; microtubule binding
Source: RefSeq, a predicted model, not a curated record